AUGGAUCUCCCGCGGUCGCCGCUCUUCCCCGACGCGGCGUUGGCCUUGUCGCCCGGCGGCGCCGACGACUGCCCGGCGCUCUUGCCGCAGUUGCCGCGCCUGCCCUUGAUUCUGACCUCCACGCUCCAGGUGUACGUGGUGCCCGCCGAAAAACACCUCUUUGUGCAAGGCUUCAAGCCCGCCGAGUACGAGACGCGCCCGCCCACGUUGCUCCGCGGCUCGCUCGUGCUCCGCGUGUCCAAGCCCAACAAGAUCCGCGCCGUCAGCCUCACCUUCAAAGGCACGCAGAAAACCGACUGGCCCGAGGGAAUCCCGCCCCGGCGCCACGUGUACGCCGAAACAAGGGACCUCGCCAACCACCUGUGGCCGUUCUACCACAGCGACGCGCACACGGCGGACUUUGGCGCCGCCCUCUCGCCCGUCAGCUCGUUUGUCGACCUUGCGACCGCCCGGUCCGCGCCGCAGAACGCGUCGGAGGCGCGCCCGGGCUACUUCCCGCCGGGCGACUAUGUGUACAACUUCGAGCACCCGCUCCCGGCGCUGUCGCCAGAGACCGUGCAGACGUCCUUCGGCUCGGUCAGCUACCACCUCGAGGCCAGCGUCACGCGGCACACCACGUUCAAGUCGCACCUCUCGGGGCGGCUCCCGAUCACCGUGGUGCGCGUGCCGUCCGACCACAGCGUGGAGGAAAACGAGCCCAUCGUCAUCGAGCGCGACUGGGAGGACCAGAUGCGCUACGAGAUCGUGGUGGCCAGCAAGUCCGUGGUGUUGGACUCGUACUUGCCCAUGUCGCUCAAGUUCGUGCCGCUCUUCGGCAAGGUGGCCUUGCACCGCAUCCGCGUGUACAUCACCGAGGACUGCAGCUACUCGUGCAGCAACAACUCCGUGCAGCGCACCGAGCCCUCGCGCAAGUACCUCUUGCUCGAGCACAAGGCCGGCAAGAACCAGUCGCUUCUCCUGGGCCCCGGCACGCUGCCCGCGGCCUUUGGCCCGCACGACGAGGUCUUGCCGCGCGAGUUGGAGUUCCAGAUGUUCGUGCCCUCGGCCGUCAACAGGAGGCUGGGCGACACGCUCCAUCCGGACACGGCCGUGGACGGCAUCCUGUGCCACCACUGGAUCAAGAUCUCCUUGCGCAUCUCCAAGCACGACCCGCUGCGCCCGGAGAAGCGCAAGCACUACGAGAUCCUGAUCGACUCGCCCAUCCACCUCUACUCGCCCUUGGCCGCGCACAACAACACGCUUCUCCCCGUAUACCACCGCGAGCCGGAUGCGCUUCCCACCUCGGCCGACCACGCCAGCCCCAUGCUCCGCGACGCCGACAUGCACCUCGACUCCAACUUGUACAGGCCGGCCAACGCCGAGGUCUUGAGCACCAUCGGCUCGCCGCAGGCCACGGCCCUCAGUCCCGCCGUGUCCCCGGUGCCGAGCCCGGGGCGCGGCCUGCCGGAGCCCUCCAUGGACCCGCCGCACUUCAGCAUCAUGGGCGUGGCCGACGACACCUUGCCCCCGGCCUACGAGGAACGCUCGCCGUCCGUGAGU
Metschnikowia bicuspidata var. bicuspidata NRRL YB-4993 is the source of this 1539-nucleotide messenger RNA. RefSeq lists its product as uncharacterized. Gene Ontology annotation, molecular function: ubiquitin protein ligase binding; protein-macromolecule adaptor activity. Gene Ontology annotation, cellular component: cytoplasm; cytosol. The transcript has 3 exons. Lineage: Eukaryota; Fungi; Ascomycota; Pichiomycetes; Serinales; Metschnikowiaceae. Gene Ontology annotation, biological process: ubiquitin-dependent endocytosis. The annotation marks the transcript as partial. The record is from RefSeq and is a predicted model, not a curated record.